Messenger RNA from Anoplopoma fimbria (sablefish), 2336 nucleotides. It is a transcript of the gene slc28a1, whose product is annotated as solute carrier family 28 member 1. The transcript is spliced from 16 exons. The record is from RefSeq and is a predicted model, not a curated record. Gene Ontology annotation, cellular component: membrane. Gene Ontology annotation, molecular function: nucleoside:sodium symporter activity. Bases 97 to 2028 code for a protein of 643 amino acids. NCBI's taxonomy places the organism in Eukaryota, Metazoa, Chordata, Actinopteri, Perciformes, Anoplopomatidae. Gene Ontology annotation, biological process: nucleoside transmembrane transport.
GUGAACUGGUUUUCUUUGUGCACUAUUCUUCACAAGAAAAGCCGCAAGGACUCUCUGGACUUAUUUUAAGUUGUUUUUUUUAAUCUCACAGAGUACAUGGCAAGCUGCAGCUUAGAAGUGAACAAUGUUUGUGUUUUUCAGCGGAAACCGACAGCAUCAGGCUUGAAAGUCCAACGCAUGCCGAUGGAAAUGGCUUGGACAACCAUGCUUAUGAAAUGGAGCCUUGUUUCCAAGCCGAUUAAUGCCACAGAGGAUUACAUCAAGGCUCACUCACAAACCUUCAAAUACAUUGUGCUGGGCAUACUUGGAGCAGGUUAUGUGGCCUACUUUAUUGCUGCUUGUGUUUUGGAUUUCCAGAGGGCCAUCGCUCUUGUAGUCCUAACGAGCGUGGCCAUUGUUGCUAAAUCAUAUGAACUUCUGAAGGAGUACAAAGGAGAAAGCAUCAGACAGUGUUUCAGUCCUGCAGUGAGAUGCUUUGAAUCUAACUUGAGAUGGUUAAAAUGGGUUUUCAUUAUAGCAGCUGUGCUACUGCUUGUUCUGUGGCUCGUCUUAGACACAAGCCAGCGUCCUGUGCAGCUGAUCUCGUUUGGAGGUGUGUGCAUGUUUGUCGUGCUUGUGUUCCUCUUGUCAGCACACAGGACAGCGGUAUCAUGGAGGCCUGUGUUUUGGGGUCUCGGAUUGCAGUUCUGUAUCGGCCUUUUUGUUAUACGGACACAGCCUGGACUCAUAGCGUUCCAAUGGCUUGGAAAACAAGUGCAGAUAUUCCUUGACUAUACCAAAGAAGGGUCAAUUUUUGUUUUUGGGGACCUGAUCGGCAACAUUUUUGCCUUUCAAGCAUUGCCCAUUGUUGUGUUCUUCAGCAGCGUGAUGUCGAUCCUUUACUUUUUGGGAGUAAUGCAGUGGGUCAUUCUGAAGAUCGCAUGGGUCAUGCAGAUAACGAUGGGAACCUCUCCCACAGAGACCUUGAGUGUGGCAGGCAAUAUAUUUGUUGGGCAGACUGAAGCUCCUCUGCUGAUCCGCCCUUAUUUGAAGGACAUGACCAAAUCUGAGAUCCAUGCUGUAAUGACUGGCGGUUUUGCCACAAUUGCAGGCAGUGUCAUGGGAGCAUUUAUCUCAUUUGGGAUUGAUGCAUCUUCCUUGAUAUCAGCCUCUGUAAUGGCUGCUCCUUGUGCCUUGGCCAUCUCCAAACUUUCUUACCCAGAGACAGAGGAGAGUCCUAUUAAGGACGAGAAGGAUAUCAAAGUGGCUUCUGGAGAUGAACAGAACAUCUUGGAGGCUGCUAGCAGUGGAGCGUCUGCCUCAAUAGGUCUUGUUGCUAACAUUGCAGCAAAUUUGAUAGCCUUUCUGGCCAUCCUCGGGUUCAUAAAUGCAGCAUUGAGUUGGCUUGGCGGUAUGGUGGGAUAUCCUUCAAUCACAUUUCAGCUGAUUUGUUCUUACAUAUUCAUGCCCGUGGCCUUUAUGAUGGGAGUACCUUACGAGGAGACUUUCACUGUGGCUGAACUAAUCGGCACAAAGCUCUUCCUCAACGAGUUUGUGGCUUAUGAGAAACUAUCUGAACUGAAGGACAACAGAAUCAAUGGACUUGAUGAAAUUAUUGGCGGAGAAAGACAAUGGAUAUCUGUCCGGUCAGAAAUAAUCACCACUUAUGCUCUUUGUGGGUUUGCCAACUUCAGCUCAUUGGGUAUCAUGAUUGGAGGCUUAUCCUCUAUAUGCCCAUCCAAAAGAGGUGAUGUCUCUUCUCUGGUGUUGAGAGCUAUGAUCACUGCGACGUGUGUUUCUCUCAUCAAUGCUUGCGUUGCAGGAAUCCUCUUUGUUCCUCCACUUGACUGUGUGGCGCUGUUCAGGGAAUCUGCUUUCAAUGCCACAAAUGUAAAUAUACAAACUUGCUGUGAAGACAUCUUUCAAAGCGCUGUAAACAAUGGGACUGUUUCAUUUGAAGGGUUGUGGAGCACAGUAGCAAACGCCACUUUGUAUUUCUCUAAAUGUUGUCAGUGCUGUGGUCUUUCUGAUGUGGCAGUUUGUAAUUAGAGGAGAAAAUCCCAUGUCAGUCUGUUUUAAAGAUUAAAGAUGAAUGUGUAGCGGACAUCCACCGAAAGAUUAUAAAACUGAAAUGUCCAUGACACAAUCUGAACUAAUAAACUUUGUACAGAGACUACCCUCACGACCCAUAGGUCACUAAAUGGUUAGACUCUCAAUUUGUAUGUGCCUGGACAAACUAAAGAUAGGACUUGAGGUCAAUCUUGACACUCAAGCCAAUUUAAGAACUAUAAGACCAUCGUUAAGGCUGACCAUACAAGGUUUCAUGACCCAACCUUUAGGUUUUACGAUCAGCCACA